AUGUCAUUAUGCGCUCAUCCGAAUGUGGUGAGCUACCAUACAUCGUUCGUUGUCGGUGAGGAACUAUGGGUAGUAAUGCGACUAUUGAAUAGUGGCUCAAUGUUGGACAUACUAAAAAGGAAAAUAAAGGCAAUUGGUAAAGAACAGGCUAUGUAUGGAGUGCUAGAUGAGACAACGAUUGCUACUGUUUUACGUGAAGUACUAAAAGGUCUUGACUAUUUCCAUUCUAGCGGACAGAUUCAUCGCGACAUCAAGGCGGGUAAUAUUCUUAUUUCGGAUGAUGGUACUGUGCAAAUAGCUGAUUUUGGUGUGUCUGGUUGGCUAGCUUCUUCAGGCGGUGAUCUUUCUCGUCAGAAGGUUCGUCACACAUUCGUCGGCACACCUUGCUGGAUGGCUCCAGAAGUGAUGGAACAAGUUCAAGGAUACGACUUUAAAGCCGACAUUUGGAGUUUGGGUAUUCUGGCUAUUGAACUUGCUACGGGAACCGCACCAUAUCAUAAAUUUCCACCAAUGAAGGUGUUGAUGCUCACUCUGCAAAAUGAUCCACCUACUCUGGAAACGAACGCUGAACGUAAAGAUCAGUAUAAAGCCUAUGGCAAAUCGUUUCGCGCUUUAAUCAAGGACUGUCUUCAGAAGGAUCCGACAAAGCGUCCAACCGCUUCGGAGCUUCUGAAAUAUUCGUUCUUCAAGAAAGCUAAAGAUAAGAAGUAUCUAGUUCACUCGCUCAUAGAGAAUCUUGCUGCUGUACCAGUGAUUAGUCAUCAUAAUGCGAAGAAGGUUGUUUAUUCUUCGUGUUAUUAUUCUUUAUUCACAAAUGAGCUGACGUUUCGGCGGAUU
Molecule: messenger RNA, 837 nt
Organism: Angiostrongylus costaricensis
Lineage: Eukaryota; Metazoa; Nematoda; Chromadorea; Rhabditida; Metastrongylidae
Source: the annotation of a GenBank genome assembly